Lonchura striata (white-rumped munia) is the source of this 2881-nucleotide messenger RNA. The record is from RefSeq and is a predicted model, not a curated record. Lineage: Eukaryota; Metazoa; Chordata; Aves; Passeriformes; Estrildidae.
UGCCAUGAUUAUGGGAUGAUAGAUGACAUGAUAGUCUUCACAAAGGAUGUUGUUACAAAAAAUAUGUUGCUGGCUGUUGGACAAGAAGUUAUUGCCACUGUGGAAGAGGAUAAAACGUCAGGUGGCCUGAAGGCUGUCAGGGUAGACACCAUCCAGAAUACACAAGAAGACUUCAGUCCUACUUGUGAUGCCACUGAACUGAAUAAGAAAACACUAAUUGGCAGUAUUACCUCUCUCUCUGUGGAUGGUGGCUAUAUUAAUCAGAAUACAUACUUUGCAAUGCAAGACGUCUGGGAAGAUUUCAAACCUUAUGAAGGAGACUGGGUGCAAGCAAAGUAUUAUAUUAACUCAACAACAUGGAAGACUGAAGCAGUUGCUGUAAGGCCUUUGAGGUAUAAACAAGUAAACAAGGUUCGCAUUUCCAACAUUUGUGGAAGAACUGGGACAGUAGAUGACAGUAUAUUUUUCACUUUGGAUUCACUGAGACUUCCUGAUGGUUACUUUCCUCGUAGACAUGAUCUGGUGAACACAAUUGUGGUGGAGAGCAGUCAGUCCUGUUACAUUUGGAGAGCUCUCUGCUUGGUGCCAGUCAACCAGGAUGGACAGUCUCACUCUAAUGAAGGUAAUGUGGAUGAGCCUUAUGAAGACAUAAUGAGAGACAGAGGAGAGUUGAAAGUAUCAAGAAUGACUGACUUUGGAACGCUGAAGCAAGGGGAAUCUAAAAGAAUGAUUGUUUGGAUAGAGAUUCAUGGACACAGUAAAGAGCUCCUCCUGCUUGGCUUUUCUGAUUUUACUGUUGGCCGCUAUAUUGAAGCCACUGUAACAAAUGAAGAGGAAUUACUUAUAGCACCUGUACAACCUUAUUCUCCAAGAAAGACUAAAAUUAUUACAGAUUCUCAGCCAAGGAAGACAACAGUGGUUGCCCCUAAACACAAAAGAAACAAGAGAAGGUGGUGUUCAAACUUUCUCCCGCAUUAUACCAUACCAGAUGAGUUAAGAAAAUGUGUGGAGCAGCAUUUAGACAUACUGACCUUUCAGCCCCUCCUAGCAGAGCGUCUUAAUCUAAAUAAUUACAAAGCAAACUUUUCAACUCUUUUAUGGCUUGAAGAGAUCCAAGCAGAAAUGGAUUUAAAAGAUUAUUACAUGAGUGGGGUUACUUUAAAAAGGAAUGGGAACUUGUUAGUGCUGGAAGUGCCAGGAGUAGAAGAGGGCAGACCUCGCCUGAUUCCAGGUGAUAAGGUGAUACUGAAAAGUCAGGUCUACUCAGAUCAUAUAAUAGAGUACAUUGCCCAUGUUGCUGAGAUAUGUGAGGAAGAUGUUACUCUUAAGGUUAAUGCUGACUUCGAACGUGCUUACAACUUGGAGCCCAUGGAUGUGGAAUUUGCUCAUUGCAGUGUUCCUAGCAGGCGAUGCCAGUUGGCCAUUCAGCAAGCUGUCUAUCUGGGUGAAAAAGUUGAUGAAACUGUGGCACUUAAACAGAGAGAUGGUGAAUUUUUCAAUCCUGUGCUGAAUGUGCAACAGAAACUGGCAGUGAAAAGGAUACUGAGUGGUGAAUGUCGCCCAACACCUUAUCUUCUCUUUGGACCACCAGGAACUGGAAAAACAGUAACAGUAAUUGAAGCUAUUUUACAGAUACAUUUUACUCUCCCAGACAGUCGGAUUUUGGUAUGUGCACCAUCAAAUGCUGCAACAGAUCUGAUUUGCUUGCGGCUGCAUCAAAGCAGUCUCUUAAAACCAGGAACUAUGGUUCGAGUUAAUGCUGCCUUCAGGUCAGCAGAGCAAAUUGAUGACAUGGUGAAACCUUAUUGCAAAGAUGGUGAUGAUAUUCAGAAGGCAUUGUGGUCCAGGAUUGUAAUUACAACAUGCAGCAGUGCAGGAUUUUUUUAUCAAACAGAUACACGGCUUGGACAUUUCACUCAUGUGAUUCUGGAUGAGGCGGGUCAGGCAAGUGAACCGGAGAGUCUGAUUCCUAUUGGGUUGAUUUCAGAAGCUGAUGGACAGAUAAUUCUCGUUGGAGAUCCAAAGCAGUUAGGGCCAGUAAUAAAAUCUAAACUUGCAGAGUCUUUUGGAUUAAGUAUGUCCUUGCUAGAAAGACUGUCAUCAAGAGAGCUAUAUAUGAGAGACGAGGAUGCUUUUGGUGCCUGUGGAGCAUACAAUCCUUUGUUGAUCACUAAACUCACAAAGAACUACAGGUCACAUUCUGCUUUGCUUGCCUUGCCAUCUAAAUUGUUUUAUCAUAAGGAACUGGAAGCUUGUGCAGAUACCUCAGUAGUGACUUCUUUCUUGAAUUGGGAGAAAUUGCCCAGGAAGGGAUUUCCAUUAAUUUUUCAUGGAAUAAGGGGCACUGAAACACGUGAGGGUCACAGUCCUUCAUGGUUUAAUCCAGCUGAAGCAGUUCAAGUCAUGAUGUACUGUUGCCAACUGACUAGAAGUGAAUACUCUGCAGUCCCAGUGACAGAUAUUGGAGUGAUUGCACCAUACCGUAAACAGGUGGAAAAAAUUAGAUUUCUUCUCAGAAGUAUUGAUUUGGAAGAUGUAAAGGUUGGCACAGUAGAAGAGUUUCAAGGGCAGGAGUACAUGGUUAUCAUCUUAUCAACAGUGCGAUCUCAGAAAGUCGUAAUUGAUGAUGAAAAACACUCUUUGGGCUUUCUCUGCAAUCCAAAGAGAUUUAACGUCGCAAUUACUAGAGCAAAAGCUUUGCUGAUUGUUGUGGGAAAUCCUCACAUUCUUGUGAAAGAUCCCUGUUUUUGUGCACUGUUAGAAUACAGUUUAAUGAACAGAGUUUAUAUAGGUUGUGACCUGCCCGCAGAGCUGGAACGCCUGCAGAAGUGUGACUAGUUUUUUGGUAUUCCAGAUGCAUUCAAGAGUUUGGUAUUCAUCU